AUGGCUGUAACCGGAAAGUUGAUCAUGUACGUAGACAUCAAUUCACGUGGAGACUUGUUCCAUGAUAUGCUUAGGCAUAAACCACACGACCUCGCUUCCAUUUCACCUGAUAAAGCUCAUGGUUGCGACGUCGAUGGUGAAGCAGGAGCUGUUGGCUCCGUUCUUUGCUGGAACUAUACCCAUGACAUUGACGAGAAAAAGCACAAGAUCGUGUUCAACGCAAUUGGAGGAGAUCUUCUGGGAGACUUGUACAAGUCCUUCAAGCUCGUAUUUCAUGUUGAACCAAAGGAUAAUGGAGAGCUGGCUAUUUGGACCUUUGAGUUUGAGAAGUUGAAUAUAAGUGUUCCUUAUCCAACUACCUUCAUGGACUAUAAAUAUAAUUAUAUGUUGGGUACGUGUUAUUAG
Messenger RNA from Cynara cardunculus var. scolymus (artichoke), 405 nucleotides. RefSeq names its product MLP-like protein 28. The coding region runs from base 1 to 405 and encodes 134 amino acids. Gene Ontology annotation, biological process: defense response. The transcript is spliced from 2 exons. The record is from RefSeq and is a predicted model, not a curated record. Lineage: Eukaryota; Viridiplantae; Streptophyta; Magnoliopsida; Asterales; Asteraceae.